Messenger RNA from Misgurnus anguillicaudatus (oriental weatherfish), 2202 nucleotides. The record is from RefSeq and is a predicted model, not a curated record. Lineage: Eukaryota; Metazoa; Chordata; Actinopteri; Cypriniformes; Cobitidae.
CAUAUUGCUUUGUUUAUCAUCUUUGUCUUAACAACCAUACAUGAACAAUUUUCAAAUGCUAAUGGCUUUUAAUGGAUUUUAUUUUAUUCCAAAUAAAAGAUUAGCCCUGUGAAAUCACCCUAAUAGGCCACUUUGAGAGUGCAUUCUUAAAUUGACAUUUUCUGGGCAAAAUAUGGGUCCAGUUAGCAAAACAAACCUGCCAAGCAAAUACCCACCCUUAGAGUUAAUACUAACAAAAGCUGGGGAACGGUGGAAAAAGAAGCAAGAGAACAACAGACAAUCAAAGGCUGUUAUUUUAAUCUGCCCAACCCCAGAGAUUAGUGGAGCACAUUGUUUUAAUUGUUUAAAGGGGGGAGCGCAAUGGACGCUCAUUGACGGGAGAUGCUCUGCCUAAAUCUCCCAAGUUCAAUAGUUUCAAAAACUUGAGCCCCAAGACCCCCCUUUUCUCUCCCUCAUCCCAGUUAAUCCAAGCUAAUACCUUUCUUUCUAUUGGCUAAUGGUUGAAGGAAGCUGAAGUUAAUGCCUCUUAAAUAGUGGAUACGGAGCUGGAGAGAAACUAAACUGAUGCUUGAGUUACGCAUGGAGCAAUACGAGACUGGAAAUACAAGGACCAAACAAGUUAAAUAGCAAUAUUUGAAGGAUUUUUCUAUCCGCAUUGGAUUUUUUUAUCUUAUGAGAAGUUACACAAACGAUCAUUUGAUAGUCAUUGGAAGUCCCAACAAGUGAAAUGGAUUCUGUGUACUUCUGUGGAUCAAGAAGCAGCCAAGGCCUCUUUCCAUUGUCACAGGUCAACUCUUUAUUUUUUGAUGUUCACCAGCAGAUGGCACAGCAGUAUCAGGUUCAUUCAGCAGGCAGUCCAUCAUCCAUCCAAACUUUUACAGUAGCAGAACGCCUGGCAGAGCUCAUUCUUGAGGCUCGAUAUGGGAACCAGCAGAAACAGCGCCGCAGCCGCACAGCCUUCAGUGUGUCACAGUUGCAAGCCCUUGAAAAGGCCUUUCAACAAACACAGUAUCCAGAUGUGGGCAUGAGAGAGAGGCUGGCACUCUGCAUCAACCUCCCAGAGGCUCGUAUUCAGGUGUGGUUUAAAAACCGCCGUGCCAAGUUUCGAAAAGGUCAACGCUUUAGUCCUCUUCUAAAAGAGGAAAGCCUUGUGCAUCGCUGUUCAAGUAAGCAAAGAAAACAAGAGGCGAAGGAUCACGAGAAAGACUCAAAAUCUCAAAGCCCGAUCAGAGACGACAAAGUCAAACCUACAAUUUCAUCCUCAACGGACACUAUUCAUGUUCAACCCCAACCCAGUCUAAACUCCUCUGGUGUUUUUCCAUUCGUUACUGGACAACACUACCAACAACCAGUGCAUAAUGCACUUGGCCUUUUGUCUGCUGGCCUUCCUUUUCCUCCUAACUACUUACCCAUAAUGCAACAUCAGCACAGCAUGUCUGCCAAUCUUGUGUCAAUGGGAAAAUGUAGCAAUCUUGUUCCUCAAUCUGUCUGUCAUUCUAAAUCUAUGGUACACCACCACCUAGACAUGUAGCAGUAGCACCAACCAAAAGACCCGACUGAGUCGGUUCUUCACGUUGGGAUGUAAACAGGGUAACAGGUGUCCCAGUGUUCCUUCCCCACAACUUCCACUCUUAGAAUAGAAUAAUUUUGGGGGAAAAGUUUGGAAUUGGAUAUUUUUCUUUAGCUUUUUCAAAUGAUUGUGUUGCACACAUAUUUUGAGCACUUUGUAGAUUUUUAUAAACAUUAAUCUCAUAGUUUGUUUGAGUAUUUAAAUAUUUGUAAACAUAAGAACCACCCAAAUAGGUUUUGACUUGAAGCAGUUCAAAAUCCUGAAACAGUGGUUACAGUGGAAAUGGGUAAUGAUAUGAUUUGUUCUUUGUAGAACUUUAUUGUGUGACCUUGGGAUUGCUCAUGAAUUUUUAGAUAUUCAUUACUUUUAUUGCAAAUAAUUUUAUUACAUAAUCAUGAAGCAAUAGCAUAUAAAUAGUGUCUUAUGAUCAUGAUCCUUUUUUUAUUUUUAUGCAAAAUCAUAAACCAUUCACUGGCAUUGAAGAAUGCUCUAACAUGGAUUUUAAAGAACUGUAACUCUUUAAAAAAAGAUAAUUAAAGCAACUUUAUUGUACUGUCCCCCACAUGUUAAAAAAGCUAUUUUAUUUUCGUAUUUAGAAGAAAUAAAAUUUUGCAUACAUUCUUUCCAUUUUA